Molecule: messenger RNA, 12416 nt
Organism: Toxorhynchites rutilus septentrionalis
Lineage: Eukaryota; Metazoa; Arthropoda; Insecta; Diptera; Culicidae
Product: CLIP domain-containing serine protease B4-like
Exons: 4
Coding region: 164-1141 (325 amino acids)
Biological process (GO): proteolysis
Molecular function (GO): serine-type endopeptidase activity
Source: RefSeq, a predicted model, not a curated record
UAUUAUUUAUAAAUACACUGAUGAAGGAAACGAUGAACAGCAUAACGCUGGAAAUCGUAAAUGAUUCUUGUCGGUGAAUCCCAGAAAGGCAUCAAUUCCAGAUCACAUAUUUUCGAGCAGUCCGCAGUCUGAGAUAAGUCCUUAGGCUAUUCGGCGGCAAGUGAUGGCAGUGUGUGACUUUCUAUUAGUUCGUCUAUCGGUUUUGCUUGCAUUAAUCAGUGUGUCGUUUCCGGAACGAUCAUGUAGAACCUACGAUUUACGUGAAGGAAACUGUGUCCCUUUGGAGAGCUGCAACCGGAUUCUCACGAAAGCAACGACAGCGAUGGAUAUUAUCACCGACAGUAAAUGUGAAGAUUUGCCGGACUUCACCACAUUGGUAUGUUGUCCAAAAUGGGAGAACAGCGAGUUUUGUGGACGUGUGAACGGUACAACAGGAGAAGACAGCUUCCCAUGGAUAGUUGAUAUUAUUUACUAUCUGAGAAAGAGGAUCGCAUCGUUUCAGUGUGCCGGUACUUUGAUUAGUAGUCGCUACGUUUUAACCGCCGCUCAUUGUAUCACGGACGUACCUUUCGGCUAUAAACCAUACAAAAUAAGAUUGAAAGACAGGCGACAGACCAGAUACUAUGAUAUACAACGAAUAAUUGCCCAUCCAAACUAUGCCACAAACGGUUUGAAUAAAAUAAACGAUAUAGCUCUACUAAAACUGGAGAAAAGAGUGGAAUUUUCCGAACAUAUUCAACCGAUAUGUUUACCAGUGGAAGACAACUACGGUCGAGUUGAUAUGCUAGAAAAACUCACUAUCUUUUCUGCAGGUUCAUCGAUGGCAGGUCCAUUGGUGCGUAAAAAGCACGCCAUAUCUAUGCCAGUUCACAAUCACUCGGUUUGCAACGAUAUAUAUCGCGAAGUUUUCGUUGAGCUGACCGAAUCUCAGCUCUGCGUAGGGGGAGAACCGGGGAAGGAUGCCUGUCAGGGAGAUUCUGGCGGCCCAUUAAUGCAGCAACGUAACACCCAAUCUCCACGGUGGUACGAAGUUGGCAUGGUUAGCCUGGGUCCCCGGCGAUGUGGCGGCACAAUUCCUGGAAUCUACGUAAAUUUGUUUGAGUACAUCAGCUGGAUUGAAGGAACUGUUGAUGAAGAUUAGAACAGCGAUGUGUGGAAGCAAUUAGCAUGAAUCGUCGGUGAAAUUUUCCACCGCUUGCGAUCCACCGACCAAACGCACGCGUGCACACAUACACACACACACACACACACACAUGGUUAACAUGUUGAGCCUCACGUCGGUUCCAAGGGGUCGACUUUCAGCUUUUUGGUAAGAAAACGCUGGCUGACCGGGACUGACAGUCACGGAAUAAGAAAAUAAAAAUAUAUACGGUUUGUUUUCGGGUGUUUUACAAAACUGUGGAUACUUUCUAGUCGAAUUUUUGACUAUUUUCUAUUAUACAAUGAGUAUCUUAGGAAGCUGAGACCGACACUGAUAUUGUGCAAACGCUCAUGACGCGGGCUGAAUGGAAAGCGCAGCAAGAAAAAUUCGGGGCUCAACGUGUUAAGGUUUGUAAAUUGCUUCUGAUUACAAUGCUUCAGAGAAGCAAACAAGCAAAAGUGUGCACCAUGACAAGUGGCAAAAUGUGUAAACUAUUCUUGGAAAGAGCUCAGAUUUUCGCUAAUCAAGACCAAGACUGAAGAUGAUACCUUUUCUUAAGAAUGAAAGAGCGAUCGUCUGGAACAUGCACCAAGCUGCAGACCCUUGAAUAUUCAUACAGGAGAUGACAAACAAGGGAUAACGUCGUUAAUAUGCAUUCGUCUCAAAUGUGUAAAUUGGUGAUGAUGUAAGGAUACCAACAGGCAUGAAAGCAUUCUGUGACGGAAUGAAGCUAAGGAACUAAAAAUGUAUUAAAAGAUAGAGAAUAAAAUGCUCAGUAAAUAGUAACACACGUAGUGUUUCAUAAUGCUUGUUUCAUCACUCUUCAGUUCCAGCUGAAUCAACUUAUUUCCGAUUUCGCUGGACCAGCUUACAGCUAAACUGGUUUUGGAGGAAGUGAUUAUAGACUUUGCUAUAUGAGAAACGUCUCAUUUAGCUACACACACACACAUCUGAUGAUGAAAGCGUCAGACGUUGGGAGGAAAACAUCGUGCGCACUAGACGCGAAAGUCGCGGUAAAUUACACACCUCUACCUCAUCGAUAAUUGGAUAAUCAUUGUAUAAAUUGUAAAACUCUUCUUCGAGAACUUUUCAUUGGGCCCACUUGCAAUUCUUUAAAAGAUAAGUUCUGUACAUUUAAAUAAGUAGUAAAACGAAGUGGUCAAUACUGAUGAGAAAAAAAAGCACUUUCAAUUCCUACUAGGUCAUUUCAUUACUCAAAAUGAAAUAUUCACUUUUCUCUCGUUACAGUCUAAUUUUGCGGCAUUUUCCUCCAUGGUUUCCAUGGGUUAUCCCCAAGCGUAAAUUAGCUUAUUAUGUCAUUGCAAUGUUGUCGAUGGUUUUCGCAAGCUAAGCGUAAAUUGGCUUAUGUGUUUCGUUUGCUGCUACUUUCAGCUAAAUUUUAUGGAACGGCUAACUGUAACUUAUGUACCGUAGCCAUUGCAGAAGGCAGCGUUGACAAAACAAUUCUACUGCGUCGCACAAUGAUUGAAAUAACUCCGUUUCCCAAAGAGUGAUUAUACACUCGACGAAAAAAAAUGGAGGAGCAAAUUGCGACAGCGACAUUUCUAUCUGUUUUUUUUCCUUAAAUACUUAACAUCGCGAUGAAUUUAGACAACGGCUGAACGUAUUAUUAUGAAAUUUUGCAGAAAUUCAGGGAAUACAUCAGAUUGCGAAUUUGGUUGUGUCCCAUUCACCCGAAACACGUUUACCCGAAGCACAUUAACCCGAAUGUAACACAUACCCGAAUGUAACAAUUACCAGAAUGUAACAAAUACCCGAAUGCAACAUAUACCCGAAUGAACAUUCACCCGAAUGGCGACAAAUACCCAAAUGGAAAUUUACCUGAAUGUAACAAAUACCCGAAUGCAACAUUGAACCGAAUGCAAUGUUUACCCAAAUGAAGACGGAAAAAUUCCGACAAAUCAGAUUAUGAGUUUUGUCGAAUCUCCUGUUACGAAGUAAAAUGAGAAAUUGUAAUGAGGAAAUUCGAAAAAGAUGUUGAAGACUUCGCUGUGUCGUUUUUAGAAAUUGGUGUAGGCACAAUUGACAUGCCGUCUUCUUUACUUUCCUUUUUGCUCUUUAAGGCCAAGAAAUCAUUCAGACAUGAGCAUGGGUUAUGGAAUAUUUGGAAGAAUAAGCAGGUAACUUUACCAUAAGAAAUUAAAUGAAAAUGUGAAAACGAAUAGAUAAGAAUAAGAAUAAAAAUGGUACUUACUUAUUUACCACCGCAGCGAAGUUCUUAUCAUGAAUAUAUUAUUUCGCAAUGAAAUUUAUUCUGAGAGCAAUGUAAUGAGGACGAAGUCCCCAUUUAACGAAGAUAAGGAACCAAGGCGGCACCAAGCGGCCAAGGUGACACAAUCCGAGUUGGCCGCCGACCCGCCGUCGGAAGCGGCGGCCUCUCGCAAGCAAACCUGUGUUCCACCGAUUGCCCGGUUUGUUUGAAACAGAGGAGACGAUCCUUUAGUCGACCGAGCGUCGGACGGCAUACGUUUACCUGGUGCAUUACGUUUGCCCGGUUAAUUAUGAAUGUCAUGUAUUUUGAUCUCAGAAUAAAUUUUAUAUCGAAAAAAUAAAUUCAUAAUCAAAAUUGCACUUCAGUGCCAUACGUACAUAUGUAUCCAAAAUUGUCAGCUUUCUUUUAACACAUUUACUGCUACGUCAGUCAUCGGUGACUGACAUCAAGCUUUCCGAUAAGGGUGCGUCAGCAGUGUUUGCCAAAUGAUCCACUCAUUGAAAAAAUCGCUUUCGUUCGUUCAAAUAUGAUCUUUCAGGAAACAUUUCCCCCAGCGGUAUUCUAUUGUUGUUAUGUGCUGCAAAUCACGACACAAAAGAGAACGAGACAACUCUGCAUCGGCUCGCACUUCAUUGCACACCAGCAUGCAAGCAAAGCUAUCAUAUACGCUUUCGGUGCAGAAAGCUUAUUUUCUUCUUUGCCUCUAACAUAUGCAUACCGACCUCUCCAUGCAACAUGAAACAGCAGGAUCGUACGGACAACGCAAAGCGAAAGAUUCAUAUUCAGCUAAUGUAGCAGAUCCUGAUUUUUAAGUCUCAGAGAGUGCAAACUAUAUGAUUAUUUAGCUCGAUAGAGGCUAAGGGAAGGGUAGUCAGAUUAUAUUUUCCAUUUUUAACGCCUCUAUCCCUUGAAAUGUGUAUAUUCAUAUAGACCGCAUAGUUUUACUAGCAACACUGCUCUUUUUCCCCAUUUGUUGCUCUCCGCAAAUGGUGACCGAAUGAUGACGUAAUUUUUCUUGUAUCAUUUAUUGCUUUGCACUUGCCUGUGCAGUGGGUUUCGCUAUAGUAGAGCGGGACGAUAUAUGCGGUUCAAACUUGUAUGCAGGCUUCGAAAAUGGUAUGCGAUGUUUGAUACAGAUCGGAUAUGCAAUCAACAGUCUUCGUUCCUCUCUCAGUUUAAUCACUAAAUAUUACACAAGUGAUUACUGACAUUCAUACAAGUACCUGAAUGAUCCUCUCAUAUUUGGUUAUAUGUUCGUGAGAGUUUACUUGCAUGACACAUUGUGUAUCAUUCGAUUUUGAUCGAAAUCCAAACACUGCGCGUCAGUCACCGGUAACUGACAGUAUAAACUAUGAUGGAAAAGGUAGAAUUUAAUUUUUUUUUCGCAGAAAUAUUUUUCGAGCACAAAUACCUUCUUACGAUAAGAAACGAUGGUCCAAAUACGUUCGAAAAUUUCCAUCGAGUAAAUUCUAAUUUUCCAAUAUUGCGCUCCACUACGCUGUACUACGAUAUCCGCUUUGGCCUGACGGGAAAGUCGCUAUGAAACCGCGUGGCACUCAACGUGUUAAAUAAACGGGCUGCGUCAUCCAUAUGAAAGAUUUAUGAAGUUUAAUACGUUAUAAUAAUACGUUAUAAAACUGUAUUAUUUCACAUUUCAUUAUUUUGAAAAGGAUUUUAUUCAACGCCACUAUUUCUCAAAUCACACUACCCACACACUAACCAACAACGCAAAAGUAUUUCUAUUUAAAUGAGAAUGAAUGUACUAGACAAAUAUCAUCUUCAUAUAACAAUGAUCAGAAAUAAAUAUACAAAUACAAAUACAAAUAUGGUAAAACUUGUGUAUUAUUAAAAUAUAUCCUUCUUUUGGGUAAGUGUCGCAUUCGGGUAGAUGUUACAUUCGGGCAAAUGUCGCGUUCGGGUAAUUGUCAGUUCGGGUAGGUGUUACAUUCGGGUAGCUGUCGCAUUCGGGUAUUUGUUACAUUCGGGUGAAUGCCUUUCGGGUAACUGUCUUUCGGGUGAGUGGGUUUCGGGUAAAUAUGACACAAUCUGCGAAUUUACCUGCUUAUAAGAUUUUUUCCUGCAAUAUUUACAAGUAGAUUCUCUAGAACAUCACAAAAAAAUCUAUUUUGGCAAUCGUAUCGUAACGAUAACAGCUCCAACAACUGAAAAAUAUUGACGUAUCAUGGCAUGAGAAAUUACUAUAGAAGUCUUCUAAUUCAUGUAAGUUAUGACUCACAGAAUUCCACAAAAAACGUGUUAUAUUUGUUCGAAAUUUGUGAAUUUCUUUAUCGUGUCGUGAUUUGAAAUCCGGACCCUUUUUUAAUCAUGAUUUGAAUUCCGGACACUUUUGCUUCAAAUUCCGGACACAUUUUGUCAGUACCAUUUUUUGAGAGAAAUUAGUUAUUAAUUCUUGCAGAGCUUAUUAUUUUAAUUCUGUUCUAUAGAAUCUUCAACCAAACACCAGUAAUGAACAAAAGUUAUUUUAUGAUUUUAUUUUAAGUAUUUUAUGAUUUAUUUUUAGUCGAUUUUAACCAUGUGCGACUAUCGUCUUCGUACACAACUAGCCGCUUGACGAAGUUAUUAGUAACGCUCUUGGAAGGUUCCAGGUGUUUUUUCAUAAAGCUUUUGAUUCAUUCUGCUGACCCUUUAAUGGGUUUUGAGGGUAACCAGCAUUCUGAGAUUUUCGAUGACCUUUUUUUCGCCAGAAAAUUUCAAUUUUGUCGAAUGUUUAACAGUCGUAUCAGCGAAAAUAUCGAGAGACUUCUUUGUUAUGGCUUGUAAUUCAAACAAUAGUAAUACCAUGGCCACAAAUCCUCGAUUGUGUUUGUAAGUGACUAACUAAACAUCGAUACAGUUGCUUCAGAAACCGUUCAUUGCAAAUGUGAAAUCAGGAGAAAACGGGUUGAGUUCGGAGAAUUUAAACACAACACAAAAUGUACUAGAAUUUACUUCACAAGAAGUGUAAUUUGGCAUCAAAUCCAAAAUAAGUCUGAAAAUAAAAAAUGAUCAAGCAAGUUGUAUCGAGGUAAUUAUAUUUCAUAUAUUCGAGGUAAUUUUAUGAGCUGUCUUUCAUUCAUACAAGGUCGUACCUGAAAGAUCCCCGAACUAAACUGUUUGUUAACUCGAAAUAAUGACUGUGAGCUAUCUGAACUAAGAGUGAUUAACAAAUGCAAAUUAGGGGAAGCUCGCAACGCAGUCGAGACUGUAAUGAAUUCAAAUGAGAAAAACAAAACCACUGUUCAGUAGCACCAUGUCCGUCUGUUGACCUGCUUACCUUUGUUCUGUAGAGUGGAUUGCUGAAGUCCCAGUCGGGUGCCACGAAUAAAUAUCCACAUUUUGACACCUUCCUCGUCGCCUGUCGGAAGAGAAGAACAAAGAAGAGUAAUGAACAUAUAUAAUUGGUAGACUUAGAUAUAUAAUUAGCAGUUCAUUCAAUCGGUAUAAUUCAUAUAAAAAACUGUCUUUAGUGAUGGGUUCAUUCACAAGAUGGAACUGAAUAGUAAUAUAAUUUGUAGAAUUACAACCGGUUUAAUCUAGCAAUGUUGGACCUUGGAAUUUGGAACACGAAGAAAGUUACAGGCAGUGUUGCCACGCGUACAGACUUAUCUGGAAUGGUACAGAUUUUAUCGUUAUUUUCGGAUUCUGUACGGUACAGAGUACAGAUUUUCGUCAAAAAGUACAGAUUGAUACAGAUUGUUUCCAUUUGUGAAAUUUCUUGCAUUUGAACAAAACAACAUUGAGAUACAUGACGACUUUUACGCCGCAGUAUCGCUAGGUGUCACUGAUCCUAAAAGCAUUUACAAUGCAAUGAUAGUACACAUCAUCCGGGAGACGACAGCUAGGAAAUGUGGGAUUUUUUAAGAAGUAUUCACGAAGCAGCUUCACUUAGCAGUGCUUUGUUUAUUUGAGGAAAUUGUGCCCCUUGCGACUACCUGAAGAAGGUAACCUCCCAGAGCAUCUUAAUUCAAUGACGGUCCUUCAGAACCGUCUGGAAUUGAUGAACGAAGGGCUCAUGGAUCAGCAAUUCAUGGCGUUGAUGCUGUCUAGCCUUCCUCCGUCGUACGGUACUCUCGGCAAUGUAGUCGAAAAUUGUCCGGAUGCCGAGCUUACAGUUGAAUUUGUGAAAAUCAAACUUCGUGAAGACUAUCGGCGGCGUUUGGAAUGCGGAAGCGGUAUGAGUGACGAGAAAGUAUUAAAGACAGUCAGUAAACAGAAAACAAUUCCACCCCCCUCUAAGGGUGACACCCAUGACCAUAACAAGUAUAUUAUACUGAGAAAAAAUCAUGAUUUUGAAUGAAGGUAAUCGGUUAUUACUUAUGGUAUUAUCUAACAGUACAAGUCACUAUGGAAAAUCCAUGUUAUAGAAUCUUUCUAGGUUUUUUAUGUUCAUUAUUUCGUCAUACUGCAUCUUUCAUUUCUGUACUGCGGUGUAAAUUCAAAGUCUCGAAACAAGGGGGUUACGUUCGAAGUACAAGGGUUUGAGCGAUAAUAUCUCUCAACCGGAUGAACGAAGUGAGAUGAAAAUUAUUUUUUUUCGAAAUAUAAAAGAUCUACGAGAGCUGUAUUUUACUUAUUGGCCAUAAAAACUUGUUUCAAUAGCUUAAAACUGCUUCGAAAGCAAACUAUUUAAAUCAUGAUAAAUAGCGAUAGCUUCUUGAAAUUUCAUUUCAGUCUCGAUUGGUCUGCGGUUGAUGCAUGAUGCAUCGGCUGGCCAACCUCUGUCCGUUUCUUUUUUGCUGCCGUGAUUAACGAACAUGCAAAAUCGUUUGCUUAUGAAUGCACUCAAGGGGUAAAAUAUGAUUUCGCAGACCGCAAGAUAAUUCGAAGGGAAAACAAAAUAUCCAUUCAUCUAUUUAUUGAGAAUUGAUUUAGAUGCAACUUCGAACAAAUAAUGGUAGACCUACGUGAAUCUUGCGAUAGUAUCACAGACAUAACCCACUCCUAUUUUUUUCGUUUUGGGUGGGAAAAGCUGCAGAUUUGAAUAACGACAACCUUCAACAACCGGAAGGUCAGGGUUUAGUUUUGAUGAAGUCCCGUUCGCAGGCUAUCGAUUGCUCCAACCAUGUCAGGAUCAAGUGAAGGAGUUCACGUUUUGUAGAGAAAGCAAACAUAAAAGUCGUAUCCAUAGAGUUUGUAGACCAUUUUUGGGCCCACAUUGGGACAAUUGAUGAUUUUGCUAAUAAUUUACAGUUUAUGACAUUUUUUGAAUUGGUUAAUCUGUUUACCCGUUUUUCGCAGUUGAAACUGAUCACAGAGAAAUGUUUCUGGGCCACACAGGUGUGUUGUUAAAAGAUUGUCGCAAACUCGAUGGAGUGCUCAUUAUAAUGCUGUGAAACCAAUUUAUAGGCUGGUCAUAGAAACUGGAGCCACAGCCACUUGAUCCAGUGUUUGUGCGAAGUUUAUGAUUUUAUACUUCUGAGUCUGUACUGCUGAUGCAUUGUACUACGUGAAGUAGAUCUAGCGCAGAAUAUUUGCACACCAUAGGACCAAAGGACCAGUAACGUUGAGAUCAGACUCAAAGCACUGAUAACUAUUCUUGCUGUUGAAUGGAACAGUCUAGUCGAAAUGGACAUUCAAACGAUUUUAUUAAAAUCCAACGAUAAAAAGUUUGCAACUGAAAGGAGUAUUCCCCGUAAGAUGAGCAAACCAAGCGAAAGACCUUCCGGACCCGGGCAAACGAUGGAAGAGAGAAUGUUGGAGCGCAUUGGACAUUUUUAUCGGGAAUUACAAAAACGGUUAAAAUCGUCGAAAAAAGGCGAAAUUUUUAAAACAAUUCAAGCACAACACAUGUUAUGAGUACCUGACAGCGAAAUGACAAAGUUGAUUUGACAAACUGGCAACUACGAAGUUUCGGGAAGCCAGCUUUUGCUAGAGAUACCAAUGCUCCGUAGAAAUUCGAAGGCCGCUGAAAUUAAUUCUAAAGAUGUCAUUAAUGAGAUUGCGUUUGAUCAUGAAGUGGGACUUCCAAGAAUCGCUUUCAAAUUUUACAGUGAAUUUGAAACUGUUUUUGUGGUAUUUUGUGAAAUGGCUUAUCAGAGUUGAAAUUAAUUUAAAAAUUGUGGACAGGACAGGACAGACAUGUUUAACACGUUGAGAUCCGCACCGCUAUUGCUGUGCAUUUAUUUAGCCCGCAACAAGAGAGCGAUAGCGCACUUAUAGAGGACCACUUGUACAAUAUCAGUGACGGUAUCAGUUCCCAAAGAUAUUUAUUUGAAUCACUUUUCGACGUCCACAAAUAAACUCUAUUUUAUUGUUUUGCAACAGAUUUUGUGAUUUCUUGUUCACCCUAUCUAGUCUAUCUAUAAAAAUGUAAGGCCAAAUGUGUUCCUAAGCACGAAACCCGAAGAAGGAAUCGUCCGAUUCGAGCCAUCUUUAUUUUGAUGUAUUCGUAUCUGCCCGUAGACCAAUGUUAUGGAGAAAAAAAACGGAAAACUCUGAACUCUGGAGGUCGGAAAAUUCAGAAAAUUGAUUCCCAUAUGUUUUAAAAUUACAUCAUGAUAAGCGUUGUAGGUCCAUUCGAUGUUUGUGAUAAAUUUAUUGAUACAAUUUAUUAUUUAUUAGCAUAGAAAAAAAUGAUGUUUUGACAUUCUGUAUCGAUCAAUAUUGGGGAGGUGAGGUUAAAACGGACAUGUUAAAAAGAACUUCAAUUAUAGCUUUGGAAACUCAUGUUUCCCAAAACAUUGGUACAGUUUCUUGCAAUUCAAUAUACUGUUUUUCUACCUAAUUGGGCAAAUAUUUUACAAAAAAGUGUCUUUCAAUGUGUUUCACUGAAAUUAAAACAGACCGAAAAGUACAAAAAAAUUUUCGAUGCGGCUAAUAUGGACAGGUUUGUAAUAUAUGAAGCGUAGAGGUUUAUCGAUCGCGAGAGGAAUAAUUUAAUUCAACCAAGGUCUGAACUAGAACUAGAAAAAUUCCAAUUUCCAAUUAUGUUUAUUGAUUGUCUAAAAAGGUUAUGUAAAUACGCUAACUCCAGAGUUUUAUUCAAUGGUUUUCGAACACACGUUUUCGCAAUCAAUUCGUCAGUACAGCAAGGCUGCCUUUUGAGUAUGGCUCUGUUUUGUCUUUAUAUCGAGCCUUUGAUUAGAAUGAUUUAUUCGAAUAUUGAUGGCUGUCUGAUUGGAAAUUAUUCCGUAAGAAUAAUUGCUUAUGCGGACGAUAUCAACAUUCUCAUACGUAACAAUCACGAAUUUUAUCGAGUCUUAGAACUAGUUCAUUAUUUUAGUAUUUAUGGUAAAAUUAAAAUGAAUUUCCUUAAAUCGAACUUUUUAUAGUGGUCUCCAUGGCCUAGUGGUAAGCGUUGCGCUUGCCAAGAUGGGGGCUUCGGGUUCGAUCCCCGUUGGGGUCAGAAAUUUCAUCGUCAUAGAUCGUUUUUAUGACUUGCACUGGUGAAGGGGAACUGUCUAGGGUGUGGUAGGAUGAGCAUUGAACAUUGCCAGUCCCCAAGAAAAGCCAUAAAAACCCGGAAGCAGCUCCUCUAAGCGAAUGGACGCCGCUAUAAGCGUCUUCGCUCAGUCCUGGUGGUACUCAGGACGUAAACCAGCAGUAUCACGAUGGUUCUCCUGCGAGAUAGUGGGGUUGGUCGCAGGCCUUACAAGCCGCACCACUAAAACACCAAGCAACGAACGAUACACAAAAAAAGUGAAUCAGGCCAUGUUGUAAAGACGGUAAGCCAAAAUAAAUUAAUAAAAUCGAACUGUUUACGAUUUAAUAACUGUCGUUUUGGGUCUCAUAUGAUUAAGGAAGUUGAUAGUUUUAAUAUUUUAGGAAAAGAUUUGCAUAAAACAUUUGAGCAAACUGUUGAAAUCAACUAUACCAACUAUACCAGUGUCCCACUUGUAAUUUAUAAUCUCCCUGCAUGCACAGAGAAUAUUGCUCAAAUAUUUCCACCAGCGAUCAAACAUAUUGCAGAGAUAAAAAGUUUGUGCAAUAAACGUAUGUGGAAAGGAUACCUGUAUAGUGUAGCGAAAAAUGAAUUAUACCUGCCAACGUUCAAGGGUGGUUUGGGUUUGGAAGAUGUAGAAACCCAAUCUAAAAGUCUUUUUAUAAAAAACAUUUUACACGCAUACCGCGAUUCCAACCAACACCUCGAUGAAUUUAUGUUGAAUAACGUUAACAAUAGAUACUUAAGAAUAAACGCUAGGGAAUGGGUGAUUAUUGCUAGAAGUUUAGAAGGGGAUUCCAAUUUGAAUACAAGUAGGAAUAUAUAUCACCAUUUUCAAAAUGCGAUGGAUAUUAAAUCUCGUUUGCAAACAGAACUGCCCAACGUGCAAUGGGAAAUUCUAUACGAAAAUUUCAGUAAAACCUUCCUCUCAACUGAUCAAAAAACGGCCUUAUUUGUGAUGUAUAGAGAUUUAGUUCCUACGCGUAGCAAAAUGUUCAAUCACCGAAUAGCAGGAUUAGAUUCUCCUCUUUGCAGCAUUUGUGGUAGUCUCGACACACUGAAACACAAGAUAAAACUUUGUACUUCAGCUUUGACGGUUUGGUCGUGGAUCAAGUCUGUAAUACAUUUGCGGAUGAAACUACAAAUCAGUGAUCCAGAGGAGUUGAUUGCGUCACAAAUUUCUGAAAAAUGUUACAGAUCGAAAGCUGCCCUCUGACUUACUGUAGAGGGAAUUAAAUUCAAUUUGAAUAAUUUUGGUAAGACUCGCAAUGAUUAUUUGAUAGCGUUCAAAGAUGGAAUACGAGAAGUACGGUGGAACAAUAAGAAAACAUUUGAAUAACAAUUCAAAGGGUUUCUGAAUAUCUGAAUAGGUCCGUUAGGCAUCGCUUGGAGUAAUAGGGUUUCGCUAGUUCUUAAUAUGCUGGUUAUGAAAAAAAAGGAUUUUCCAAUAUUUGCUAAGGUCGGUUAGGUUUUGCUUGGAGAAAUUGGGUUUCACUGGUUCAUAAUACUUAUUAUUAACCCCUUAUUAAUUAUUAACCCCGAGUUGCCGCGGGUAAUCGGUAUUACUAACCUUAGGUUUAGAUUAGGUUAAGGUAGGUUAAGUUAAGUUAAGGUUUUCUACUCGUUUUAGCAAACAAAAAUGCUAAUUCAAAGUACAGGUA